Malania oleifera is the source of this 1913-nucleotide messenger RNA. Its product is annotated as aldehyde dehydrogenase family 3 member F1-like. Lineage: Eukaryota; Viridiplantae; Streptophyta; Magnoliopsida; Santalales; Ximeniaceae. Gene Ontology annotation, cellular component: cytoplasm. The transcript has 10 exons. The coding region runs from base 192 to 1649 and encodes 485 amino acids. Gene Ontology annotation, molecular function: aldehyde dehydrogenase (NAD+) activity. The record is from RefSeq and is a predicted model, not a curated record. Gene Ontology annotation, biological process: aldehyde metabolic process.
ACAUUAGGCCCUCCCAUACGAGCUUCCAUUAAUGCCAACAGCUACCCCCCACCGACGGAUGGAUAGAGACUGCAGACGCCAUGAAUAACCGAUUACGCAAACGACAUUGUGAGUACAGAUAGCUGGAAGACCUGCAGCGGGCGUGAGGGCGAGUAAAGAUCGAAGAAAUCAAGAAAUCAUAAUCUAUUUUCAUGGCAGCAGUUGAGGGACUAGAGCAGAGCCUGGGGGAGCUGAGACAGACCUUCAGAAGUGGUAGAACGCGAAGCGCCGCCUGGAGGAAAUCGCAGCUGCAGGCGAUUCUCGACCUCCUCCACCACCACGAAGACCAGAUCUUUGACGCGCUCCGUCAAGAUCUCGGAAAGCCCUCUACCGAAGCCUACCGCGACGAAGUCGGAGUAGUGGAAAAAACUGCGAAAUAUUGUUUGAGCAGGGUAGACAAAUGGAUGUCUCCCAAAAGGGCUUCCAUACCAUUGAUUUUUGCCCCAGCAAGAGGAGAAGUGGUGGCUGAGCCACUUGGCUUGGUUCUCAUAUUUGUAUCAUGGAACUUCCCAAUCUCGCUGGCAUUGGACCCAUUGAUUGGCGCAGUAUCUGCAGGAAACACAGUGGUUCUAAAGCCUUCCGAGCUAGCACCAGCAUGUUCUUCUUUUCUUGCGAAGACUAUCCCUUUUUACUUGGACAAAACAGCUAUUAAAGUAAUUGAAGGUGGAGCAGACGUUGGCAAUCAACUACUGCAGCAGAAAUGGGACAAAAUAUUCUUUACUGGGAGUCCACAAGUGGGUCGCAUUGUCAUGUCUGCAGCUGCAAAGAAUUUAACACCUGUUACUGUAGAGCUCGGUGGAAAAUGUCCUGUUAUUAUGGAUUCCCUUUCUAAUCCCUCUGAAUUAAAGGUGGCUUCCAAAAGAAUAGCUGGGGGAAAGUGGGGCGGAUGCAGUGGACAAGCAUGCAUUGGAAUAGACUACGUGCUUGUAGAAGAAAAGUGGGCAUCUGUUUUGAUUGAACUGUUGAAGAAGGCAAUUAAGAAAUGUUUUGGCGAAAACCUGAAAGACAUAAAGGAUAUCUCCAGAAUUAUCAAUAAGCAGCACUUUGACAGAUUGUGCGGUCUCCUUCAAGACCCUGAUGUUGCAGCAUCCAUUGUUUAUGGGGGUUCAACAGAUGAAGAGAGAUUGAUAAUCGAACCAACAAUCUUGUUAGAUCCUCCGCUGGAUGCUGAGAUCAUGACAGAAGAAAUCUUUGGCCCAUUGCUCCCAAUCAUUACGUUGAACAAUAUUCAAGAAAGUAUCGAGUUCAUAAACUCAAGGUCAAAGCCUCUUGCCAUUUAUGCCUUCACUAAAGAUGAAGCAUUCAAGAGGCAAAUUUUGUCAGAAACAUCCUCAGGCUCUGUGACUUUCAAUGAUGUCAUCAUUCAGUACCUAUGUGACAGCCUGCCGUUUGGAGGUGUUGGUCAGAGUGGUUUUGGGAGAUACCAUGGGAAGUACUCAUUCGAUAAUUUCAGCCACGAAAAAGCGGUUCUGAGAGGGUCUUUCUUACUAGAAAUCGAACCCAGGUAUCCGCCUUGGAACAAUUUCAAGAAUCAAUUUAUAAGAUUGGCUUAUAGAUAUGACUACUUUGGUCUACUGCUGCUUAUGUUGGGAUUGAAGAGAUGGUGGUGAAAUCAAGCUAUGUGUUGAAACUGAACUGAUGAACGUAAUAAGAGCACAAGGAAGGGAAUUGUCGUCUGUAGGAAUUAUGUAUCGAUGUACUUUUUUUUUCAGCGUUGAGAGUGGAACAACAAUAGCUAUAAUGGUUAACCUGUCAUCUGUAAGUCUCUCUAUUGUUUUUUGUGACUUUUGAAGGGCAAUUUCAGCAAGCCGAUGCUCUCCCUGUCUUCCCUGCUUGAUGAAUGUAGGCUAAUAGAUAUAUGUUGUUGUGUCCCC